AUGCCCAAGUCUAUUGAUCUAAGCUGUGUGUUCCUAGCCGUUACCUUAUUGAGAAAGUCUAACCUUGAGGCUAUAGUGAGUGUGCCUACUAUAGCUUUGUGGCCACAACCUGCACUGACCUCGAGUUCCAGAGAGCCAAUUGGUAAUGGAGAAAUUGAUUAUGUUUUGUUUGUGAGAAUCCCCAACGUUCUACUAUUCCAAACUAGGUUUUCCAGCACUUCCUCUUCUAUAUUAGAUCUCUGCACCAAAACCCAGCACCUUCAACAACUCCAUACCAGGUUCUUCCUCCAUGGCCUCCACCAAAACCAAUCUCUUUCCUCCAAACUCAUGGAUUGCUAUGCCAAAUUUGGACUCCUGAACUUAUCGCAGAAGCUUUUUCACUACACUGAAAACCCAGAUUCUGUUCUCUGCAGAGCAAUCUUAAGAAAUUUGUAUCAGUUUGGUGAAUAUGACAAGACCCUUUUUUUGUACAAAGAGAUGGUUGGGAAGUCCAUGUACCCAGAUGAAGAAAGUUGCUCUUUCGUUUUGAGAUCUUGCUUUUGUUUGUCUCAUGAACAAGGGAAGAUGGUUCAUGGGCAGAUAGUGAAACUGGGUUUGGAUGCAUUUGGCUUGGUGGGGAGAACUUUGAUUGAGUUGUAUGACAUGAGUGGUUUUUCUAAUGUACAUGUAUCGGCUGAAGGAAAAUAUGGAAUUGAAUUCAAUUAUUGGAAUAAAUUGAUUUCAGAGGCAUCUGAAAAUGGGAAAAUGGUGGAAAGCUUUCGACUCUUCUAUAGGAUGAGAAAGGAGAAUAUCCAACCUAAUUCAAUUAUUGUGAUUGACUUGUUAAGGUCUACUGUUGAGUUGAACUCACAGAAGAUAGGACAAGCUCUACACUCUCUUGUUGUUGUGAGCAACCUGUGUGAAGAUCUAUCUGUGAAUACCGCACUGUUGUCAAUGUAUGCAAAGUUGGGUAGUCUAGAAGAUGCAAGAAUGCUGUUUGAGAAAAUGCCUGAUAAGGACCUUGUAGUCUGGAACAUAAUGAUUUCAGCAUAUGCAGGGAAUGGAUUCCCCAAGGAAUCCUUAGAACUUGUAUAUUGUAUGGUUAGAUCAGGUUUUAGGCCUGACUUAUUCACGGCAAUUCCUGCCAUUUCUUCUAUCACACAGUUAAAGCAUAAUGAAUGGGGAAAGCAAAUGCAUGCUCAUGUGAUACGAAAUGGUUCAGAUUAUCAGGUAUCCAUUCACAAUUCUCUUAUUGACAUGUAUUCUGCAUGUAAGAACUUAAAUAUGGCACAAAAUAUUUUUGGCUUCAUAACGGACAAGACUGUGGUUUCAUGGAGUGCAAUGAUCAAAGGAUAUGCAAUACAUGACCAGCCCCUUGAGGCUCUCUCUCUUUUCUUGAAAAUGAAGUUGAGUAGUACCAGAAUUGACUUCAUUAUAGUCAUUAACAUGUUGCCAUCCUUUGCAAAGAUAGGGGCAUUGCAUUAUGUAAGUUACUUACAUGGUUACUCGUUGAAAACCAGCCUUGAUUCACUCAAAUCCCUUAAGACAUCCUUUCUUAGUAGCUAUGCAAAAUGUGGUUGCAUAGAAAUGGCCAGAAAGCUUUUUGAUGAAGAGAAAAGUAUCCUUAGAGAUAUAAUCGCGUGGAACUCUAUGAUCAGUGCGUAUUCUAAACAUGGAGAGUGGUUUAGAUGUUUUCAAUUGUACAGCCAAAUGAAACUAUCGAACAUUGUACCGGACCAAGUAACAUUUCUUGGGUUGCUCACAGCUUGUGUUAACUCAGGCCUUGUUAGUAAAGGCAGGGAGAUUUUCGAGGAAAUGGUGGAAAUAUAUGGUUACCAACCUAGUCAGGAACACCAUACUUGUAUGGUUGAUCUACUAGGACGUGCUGGCCAAAUCGAUGAAGCCAAUAAAAUAAUAAAAACAAUUCCAUUGUUGUCAGAUGCAAGGGUUUAUGGCCCCUUGUUGAGUGCCUGUAAGAUACACUCAGAGACCCAUUUAGCAGAACUUGCUGCUAAGAAGCUUAUAAAUAUGGAGCCCAAAAAUGCUGGAAACUAUGUAUUGCUCUCCAAUAUAUAUGCUGCAGCAGGAAAGUGGGACAAAGUUGCUAGAAUGAGGAGUUAUCUUAGAGAUAGAGGACUAAAGAAAACACCAGGUUGUAGUUGGCUUGAAUUAAAUGGACAAGUUCACGAGUUUCGAGUUGCGGAUAAAUCUCAUCAAAGAUGGGAGGAUAUAUAUUCUAUAUUAAAAGUACUGGAGUUGGAAUCCGGGAGCAUGGAAGAUGAUCUUGAACUCUUUGACCCUUCUGUUCUGUCACUAAGGGAUCUGAGUUUCACAAGAAAAACUCAAUCUACGUGA
Molecule: messenger RNA, 2334 nt
Organism: Sphenostylis stenocarpa
Lineage: Eukaryota; Viridiplantae; Streptophyta; Magnoliopsida; Fabales; Fabaceae
Source: the annotation of a GenBank genome assembly